CGCAGUGAGAGACAAGACGGCUUCGUCGGUGUCGGGGGGGCGCGCGGGGAGCAGAGUCUCCUUCGCAGGCCAACCAGGACACGGUGGAUAACGCCAAUCCCACCUGCUGGUGGGCGGCGUGGUCGGCGAUGGGUUGCUUCGGCUCUCCGGGCGGCAAGAGCGGCGGCGAUGGCGACGACCUCAAAACGCAAAAACGCCGCAGCGAUGCCAUCACGCGGCAGCUGCAAAAGGACAAACAGUUGUACCGAGCAACGCACCGCCUACUACUCCUGGGGGCAGGCGAGUCGGGCAAGUCGACGAUUGUGAAGCAAAUGCGCAUAUUGCACGUCAACGGUUUCUCCGACAAGGAGCGCCGCGAGAAGAUCGAAGACAUUAAGAAGAAUAUAAGAGACGCCAUACUUACAAUCACGGGUGCAAUGAGCACUCUCACGCCGCCCAUACCGCUGGAGAAACCCGAAAACAAGGCGCGCGUCGAUUAUAUUCAGGAUGUAGCGUCUCAGCCGGAUUUCGACUACCCGCCUGAGUUCUACGAGCACACGGAGGAACUGUGGAAGGAUCUGGGCGUGCAGCGCACCUACGAGCGAAGCAACGAGUACCAGCUCAUUGACUGUGCCAAGUAUUUCCUGGACAAGGUGAACGUGAUAAAGCUGCCCAACUAUACGCCUACGGAACAAGACAUUCUGCGCUGCCGAGUGCUCACCUCCGGCAUCUUCGAGACGCAGUUCGUCGUUGAUAAAGUCAAUUUCCACAUGUUCGACGUAGGCGGUCAGCGUGACGAGCGGCGCAAAUGGAUCCAGUGCUUCAACGACGUGACGGCCAUCAUCUUUGUGACCGCCUGUUCUUCCUACAACAUGGUCCUUCGCGAGGAUCCCACGCAGAACCGCCUCCGGGAGUCGCUUGACCUCUUUAAGAGUAUAUGGAAUAACAGAUGGCUCCGCACGAUAUCAGUGAUCCUUUUCCUGAACAAGCAAGACCUGCUGGCCGAGAAGGUGUUAGCAGGAAAAUCACGGCUGGAGGAGUAUUUCGCGGAGUACGCGCGCUACACCACGCCGCCUGAUGCCCCGCCUGACACGAGGGACCAUCCCGAGGUCGCGCGCGCCAAGUACUUUAUACGCGAUGAGUUCCUGCGCAUAAGCACAGCGAGCGGAGACGGCAAGCACUAUUGCUACCCGCACUUCACCUGUGCGGUCGACACGGAGAACAUCAAGCGCGUCUUCAACGACUGCCGCGACAUCAUACAGCGCAUGCAUCUCCGACAGUACGAGCUGCUCUAACCGCGAACCACGCGCCAAUACCGACACGUCACAUGUGGCCCCACCCGGGCGCUCUGACACGAAGACGUCGGCACAAAAAGUCAGCAAUACAAUUCGUAGUAGUGUUCUCUCCCGGACGAAUCGCUCCAGCCCGCACUCUCGUUUCUAUACAGAAAUGCAGAGGUACCACUUUAUUUUCUAACUAUAAUAUUAUUGAAUGGACACUUCGCCAUACACUUAUUCAAAACCAUUUGUUUGCCAUAAAAAAGAAGAAUGUAAUAUAACAACUGUGGUAGUUUUUACAUAGAGUAGCGUAUUUGCCUUAUAAUAAGAACCAGUGUAGCGGAAUUAAACUCCAUUUGAAUUACACGCGCUGAUAUGACUGCAACAUGCAAUAAAAGAUUUCUUUUUUCUUUACACACAAAUUAAUUUUAAUCGUAUAAUAUAAAUGAGUGGUCAUAAAGAUAUAUUCAUUUACAAUUAAAAUAUUAUAUCACAUCUGCCCCUAGCCGUCUAACUUGAAAGCAUGUUUGUAGUUGAAAUGUUAUAUACAUUUUCUAAACCCAGUCCUGAACUUCAGAAAUAUAUAACAGGAGUUUCGAAAUCUGAUUCUAAACUUCAGACGGAAUUUCGGGUUAGACGGUUGAAAAAUCUCUUUAUUUUUACUAAUCACUGACGAUCUAAACUACGAAUUUAACAAAUCUUUGCAAAAGCACUUAUGUUUUUGCGUUUCGUUAAUCAGGAACUCGUACAAGUCUCUAAUUUGAUACCAGGUAUUGGCUGCUAAAGUUAGUUCAAAACAAAGCACAAACAAGCCAAAUACGCUACAUCUCUUAAACUUGGUCACACAGAAAUGCCAAUGAUAAAAAAAUGUUAUUAGUUAGUUUUUCAGUCAGGAAAAAUAAAUGCGAACAGAUUCUGUUUUUUAUGACGCUUAAAAUAUUAAAAAGAAACCAAUAUUUUACUUAAGGGAUAUGAGUAAACCGCUCGCGCACAGUGACACACAAUAACAGUCACAAUACGUGACGUAUUCAUUGAUGUAGCGUGUUUGAUGUUCUGGGUAAUCCCCAAACAUUUUGAUUCUAAACGAACUCUUUGUGUGUACAGUGGAAGUGCGCCGCUUUGUGUGAGCCUUACUUAUACUUUACUUGUCUGGACGCUUCAGUACCGAUUGACACGUGUAUGAAUGUCCCAUACAAACACGUUUUUAGUAUGGGUGUGGUGUGUAGCUUAUUCCUAAAUAUAUAUGUAAUAUAAAGUGGUACUUCGAUUCACUAAUUUGUAUCCUUCA
Hyposmocoma kahamanoa is the source of this 2544-nucleotide messenger RNA. RefSeq names its product guanine nucleotide-binding protein G(s) subunit alpha (gene Galphas). Gene Ontology annotation, cellular component: heterotrimeric G-protein complex. The coding region runs from base 129 to 1274 and encodes 381 amino acids. Gene Ontology annotation, molecular function: G protein-coupled receptor binding; GTPase activity; G-protein beta/gamma-subunit complex binding. The transcript has 10 exons. Gene Ontology annotation, biological process: sensory perception of chemical stimulus; adenylate cyclase-activating dopamine receptor signaling pathway. The record is from RefSeq and is a predicted model, not a curated record. Lineage: Eukaryota; Metazoa; Arthropoda; Insecta; Lepidoptera; Cosmopterigidae.